GCCAAUACACCUUCUUUACAGUAGAAGAAAAAGGUGGCAUCUGAGACAUGAGGAUCGCACUAACACUGCUUGCUCUUGUGAGUGUUAUUGCAUGCUAUCUGCAUUUUGUUGAUGGAGAAGAGACAAACGAAGAUGGACAGGUGGGACAGAGGGGUAAUCUAGUCGAGCGAUUGCGAAGAGCCGCGUCUGUUAGAAGCGGCUCUGGGGAACCUUCAAUGCGAUUUAAAAGAGCAAUGCCAAUUUUAGCAAGCAAUCGACGAGGUCGCCGUCCAAGAAGGCGAGGGGGUAGACGAGGACGCCGUCCAGGAAGGCGAGGGGGCAGAAGAGGAAGGCGAGGGGGUAGACGAGGACGUCGACCAGGAAGGCGAGGGGGUAGACGAGGAAGGCGAGGACGCCGUCCAGGAAGGCGAGGGGAUAGACGAGGACGUCGACCGAGAAGACGAGGGGGUAGAGGAGGACGUCGACCAGGAAGGCGAGGGGGUAGACGAGGACGUCGACCAGGAAGGCGAGGGGGUAGACGAGGACGCAGACCAGGAAGGAGAGGGAACGUAACGCGAGGACAGGUGACGCCGCCCUAACCGUGAUAUAAAAAUGAACUUGUGCAUUUCAGUCAUGAAUAAAGGCAAAUGUUAGUU
Molecule: messenger RNA, 635 nt
Organism: Haliotis rufescens (red abalone)
Lineage: Eukaryota; Metazoa; Mollusca; Gastropoda; Lepetellida; Haliotidae
Product: serine/arginine repetitive matrix protein 2-like
Exons: 2
Coding region: 48-578 (176 amino acids)
Source: RefSeq, a predicted model, not a curated record